AUGAGUGGCGGCGCAUCUGAACGAGAAACAAUUAGUUGCAUAGUACAGGAGUGGAAGGAGUUCAUUGUCACUGAAACAAAAUCAGCUUAUGCAUCACCAGUACUAUUAGUUACGAAAAAAGAUGGCGACGCAAGACUUGUGGUUGACUAUAGAAAGUUGAAUGCUCAAACUGUGAGAAAAGUCUUCCCUACUCCCAAUCUGGACGAGCACCUGGAAACACUACAUGGAGCAACGUUGUUUACAACUCUUGAUCUUGCCUCCGGUUACCUACAGGUGCCUCUAACUGAAACGUCUAAAGAGAAAACUGCGUUUAUCACACCGAGUGAGUCGGGUAAAUUCGAACGAAUGGUUUUCGGUCUCAUCAACGCACCCUAUGAAUUUUCGAGGUUGAUGCAACGAAUAUUACAACCAUUGAAAAACAAAGUCGCUAUGUGGUACUUGGACGAUAUUCUGGUACCAUCAACAUCGUUCUAG
This is a messenger RNA of Macrosiphum euphorbiae (potato aphid), 474 nucleotides long. The record is from the annotation of a GenBank genome assembly. NCBI's taxonomy places the organism in Eukaryota, Metazoa, Arthropoda, Insecta, Hemiptera, Aphididae.